AUGGCUGUCCCUACUCAGGCUGUGCCUCUCCCCACCAGCACCGCUCUCACAACAGCUACAAACACAACUAUCAAAAAACCCUCUGCCCUCUAUGGCUUCCUUGCCGGAGGUAUCGCUGCCUGCGGUGCUGUUACUAUCACCAAUCCUGCCGAGGUAAUCAAAACAAGACUUCAAUUACAAGGAGAGUUGAUGCGUCAGGCACCAGGAACAACUAAGAUCUACACCAACUUUGCUCAGGCAUUCGUUCAUAUUGCAAAAUAUGAGGGUAUCCGAGGAUUACAGCGUGGGUUGGGAUGUGCAUACAUGUACCAAAUCAUGAUGAAUGGAACUCGGCUGGGGUUGUAUGAUCCCAUCAAGCAUUCAAUUCAUCAAUUGUUGGGUACAGAUCCUGCCAAAAAUAACAAUGUGGUCAACAUUGCAGCUGGCGGAACGGGCGGCGUACUCUCUGCUGUGCUGGCAUCGCCGCUUUUUUUGGUCAAAACUCGGUUACAAUCCUAUUCAUCCCAUGAGGCCUCUCGAGUUGGACAUCAGCACUACUACAAACAUACAUUCGAUGGAUUAAGGCACGUUUACAAGUCUGAGGGCUUCCGAGGUUUAUACAGAGGUGUGGAUGCUUCGAUGAUGAGGACCGGCGUGGGCUCAUCCGUUCAAUUACCUUUAUAUGAUGUGGUCAAGCAAAACAUGAUUGCGGUCGCUGGAUUAGAGAAUGGAGCGCUUUGCCAUGCACUCAGUAGUUUAAUCUCUGGGUUCUUCUUGUGCAUUGUCAUGAAUCCAUUUGACAUUAUCUCGACCAGAAUGUAUAAUCAAGCACCAGAUCCCAUUACUGGGAGAGGAGGCAUGUUAUAUAAGAGCCCGCUUGAUUGCGCUGUCAAGACGGUCAAGGCGGAGGGAGUCCGAGCUCUUUACAAGGGGUUCACAGCCCACUAUCUUCGCAUCGGCCCACACACGAUUUUCACCUUUGUGUUCAUGGAGCAAGUCAGGGCAGUGUUCCGGCGACUCGAUCUGUAUUAG
Lobosporangium transversale is the source of this 1011-nucleotide messenger RNA. Its product is annotated as mitochondrial carrier domain-containing protein. The coding region runs from base 1 to 1011 and encodes 336 amino acids. The record is from RefSeq and is a predicted model, not a curated record. The transcript has 3 exons. Gene Ontology annotation, biological process: transmembrane transport. Lineage: Eukaryota; Fungi; Mortierellomycota; Mortierellomycetes; Mortierellales; Mortierellaceae.